This is a messenger RNA of Talpa occidentalis (Iberian mole), 4431 nucleotides long. RefSeq names its product spindlin 1 (gene SPIN1). Gene Ontology annotation, biological process: regulation of DNA-templated transcription; gamete generation. The transcript has 6 exons. NCBI's taxonomy places the organism in Eukaryota, Metazoa, Chordata, Mammalia, Eulipotyphla, Talpidae. Bases 254 to 1042 code for a protein of 262 amino acids. The record is from RefSeq and is a predicted model, not a curated record. Gene Ontology annotation, cellular component: nucleoplasm; cytosol.
ACCUUCAGCAACACUGUCCUGAGGAGUUGGCAGCAUCAGCAUUGAGGCCAAACCUUCCACCAGCAAAAAGAUUGUGACUUGCCAAAGGGCUCAGAGUUCUUAUAAUUUCAUGUGUUUUUGCUGAACUUGUAAAGGAGGCACUUGGAUAAUGGAUUAACAAGAAACAUUGCAAUUCUGUGAAAAGUUUCAAGCUGAAGAAUACAGAAUUUUCACCCUAGUACAGCAGCGCUGCUGCUCACUUAAAUACAGAUGAAUGAAGACCCCAUUCGGGAAGACCCCUGGCCAGCGGUCCAGAGCUGAUGCAGGCCAUGCUGGUGUGUCUGCAAGCAUGAUGAAGAAAAGGACAUCCCACAAAAAACAUCGGAGCAGUGUGGGGCCAAGCAAACCUGUUUCCCAGCCCCGGCGGAACAUCGUAGGCUGCAGGAUUCAGCAUGGGUGGAAAGAGGGGAAUGGCCCUGUUACACAGUGGAAAGGAACCGUUCUGGACCAGGUGCCUGUAAAUCCUUCUUUGUAUCUUAUAAAAUACGAUGGAUUUGACUGUGUUUAUGGACUAGAACUUAAUAAAGAUGAAAGAGUUUCUGCGCUUGAAGUCCUCCCUGAUAGAGUUGCAACAUCUCGAAUCAGCGAUGCACACCUAGCAGACACGAUGAUUGGUAAGGCUGUGGAGCACAUGUUUGAGACGGAGGAUGGUUCUAAAGACGAGUGGAGGGGAAUGGUGUUAGCACGUGCACCGAUAAUGAACACGUGGUUUUACAUUACCUAUGAGAAAGAUCCUGUCUUGUACAUGUACCAGCUCUUAGAUGAUUAUAAAGAAGGCGACCUUCGCAUUAUGCCUGAUUCCAAUGAUUCACCUCCAGCAGAAAGGGAACCAGGAGAAGUUGUGGACAGCCUGGUAGGCAAACAAGUGGAAUAUGCCAAAGAAGACGGCUCUAAAAGGACUGGCAUGGUCAUCCAUCAAGUGGAAGCCAAACCGUCUGUCUACUUCAUCAAGUUUGAUGAUGAUUUCCAUAUCUAUGUCUACGAUUUGGUGAAAACAUCCUAGAUGUCAUCACGAACUUUGCCAAAUUUGUGGAACUAUUAAAUGUAUAAUUUGUAGACAUAAAGACUUGAUUGCUUUCCAGUUUAAUGAAAGCUUAAAUGUCCCUGCGAACCCACAAUCUCUGCAGCAGAACUGGUUUGGUUCUGACUAGUACAGAUUUAUGUGAACACAGAGCAUUUUGUGUAAGGAACUCCUUCCUCUUAAAAGAAGUCUGUUUGGAGGGGAGUUACAGGCAAGUUUGGUAAAAGUUCAGCUAGUAUCUAUCAUACAUUUAAAUCUAAUAGAUCUUGUCCAUCUUCCCCUUCACUUUAACACUCUUACUCUGCUGCCACAAUGCAAGCAUAGUUUGGUAUUUUUGUUACUGCCUUUUUUGAGAUAUAUAUGUAUCUAUAUCUACCUAUCUUAUCUAUAGGUCUGUGUGUAUACAUAUGUAAUAUAUCUAUACACACACAGAUCUGUGUGUACACACACACAAGCACACACCAUUGGCAGUCCUUUCUUUGUGGAUUGGAACAGGGGUUAAAUAAUUAUCUCCAGUUUAACAGGAGUGCUUUACCCAAGUUAGUCAUAUUUGCUAUUACUACUGCUGUUUAUUAAAAAAUUAAGUUUGGGCACAUAGUGACGGUCAGCUUGUUUUGAAAGUCAAGUUCAGAGCACCUUUUCAACCUGGAGACUUUAAACCAUAGGUCCAAAUAUGAAUCACUUGUGAACAGUUAAUAACCCACAUCAAAAUUUUACAGAAACAGCUGGAAAUCUGGAUAAAAGGCUGCCUUUAGUUUUACACUUUGUAAAUUUUUUUUGUUUACUUUUUUUUUUUUAUCAUCUUUUUUUUUUUUUUUUUUGCAAAGCCCAGGUACUUGGUCCACACAGUGUAAUGCAGGUGUAUUUUGGACGGCACAUUGGUCCAUUAUUUGUACAAAUCGGCCAUCUGGAUUUUAGUACAUGGAUUUCAAAGGCAACUGUACAUCAGUGGUUUGUGUGCAUGUGGUAAGUUCCUGGAAGAACAUUAUUCUUUUAUGUUAGGUAUGUAAUUUCAAGAAUGGCAUUGUUGCCUUCUAACGCGUUUUCUGGGAUACUUUUGUUUUCAUCAUCAUCGACAUGAUUAUGGUCAGAAGAACCUCCCCUAUUAUCUCCCAUGCCUCACUCCGCCCUCCACCCUCCCAACUCCCACCUCAGACUUUGUCCACAAAGAAUAUCUGGACAAAUAACAGCUGAAAUCGCUCAACACCUUUUGCGGUGCUGUCUGUUCUUCUGGUUUGCUAUUGACAUGAAUCAUUGCAUCAGUGGACACUACCGCCAGGGUCUGUUACCCCAGCUAGUUUGUGGGUAUAACAUACAGCAGCCCUUAGCCACAGAAUCCUGUCCUGGCUUAUCCCUGCCCACAAGGUGGUUUUAACUGAAACACAACUGCAAACAUGGUUGGUUUAGCAAUUAAAUGACCUUUGAACACUGUUUUGGAUGCGCCCUGGCAGUUUGAGGCUAGGGCAAAAGCAAUAUGUGGAACUCGUCUCUUGUGGAGAUAGCAAUCUUUCCCCAGAUUUGGGCAGAAGACUGUCAGAAACUCCAAAGUUUGGGUCAGAGGUCUGUGCGACCUGGCAUGGCUAACCCACUGUUACAGCUGUGUUUUCAAGACCUUGCCUCCCUGUGGUUGACUGGCUACCUAUUUUGCCUUCAAGAAGGUGUGUACCUUGUAUGGUUGGAAGGUGACCUCUAAUACACACCCUCUGUUCUCUGUAUUGCGCAGGCAGACAAGUUGCUCUGUACGAUGGUAUCCAGUUCUAGGCACCUUCACCCCACACCCACAGGUGCUGCACCUGUUGUCCUAGUGGCUCAUGUAGGAAUCCCUCCCUGCAUGUGAAUCUCAAGGCCGAGCCCACACUAUUGCCCCAGUGAACACGUGCCCUGAGCGUGAGUGUGUCCAGUGUGAGCGCACAGACACUGCACAGUGACGUCGGGCCAAAAAUCAAAGUCCUUUGGAAUCAUCCUGAGGGUUGGGUCAGCUGAUAAAUUUCCAGCAUUACUUAGCAACUUACAUUGUGGUCUUUUUGCAAGUAAAUUUAGCAACUUUAAUACCACACAAUAUGCCACUCUCUGAAUGUGACGUGAUUAUUAUUAUUUCAUUAUUUUAACCAUUGUUCCAUUUAUUGCCUUCAGGGCUGAAGGAAGGGGAAGGGUUUUUUUGGGGGAGGUUGUUCUUCCUUUUUUUUUUUUGCCUUUUUUUUUUUUUCGGUGACUUAAACCACAUUUAGUGGCACUUGUGACUUUUCUGCUCCCUAGCCAAGUAUUUCAGACUUCGUUUUAGGCUCAUAUUUCAGAUCUGCAUGCACUGCUUGCCUCUUCCUGGUAUCUGAAUGUUGGGUCCUUGUUCUAGGAAUCCAACAUUAAUUUCCAAAAUUAUCAUGGGACUUGUGACAACACAAGACAUGACUCUGUAUAAAAUGUAUCGGCCUUCCUCAUUGACCUGCUAUAGUAUUAUCGUGUCGUGUGUGUGUAUGUGUGUGUAUGUGUGUGUGUGUGUGUGUGUGUGUGUGUGACGUCUGGCUGCCACGGGAAGCUUCAAAGGAAAACCUUAAAAGCAGACCAUCCUUUUUUGCAUGCUAUAUUCUAAGUAGAAUGUUCAAUGUAACUAAUUAAAACUGCAUGUGAAAGGUAUUUAGGUUUUUUGUUUUCUAUCUUUGUUUUUAUUUGUUUUCAGUUUUCUGUAUAUUUGCUUACUGUGCUGUUUUAGUGGUUGUAGGAUAAAAAAAUGCACUGGUGAAGCAAAUGUAGUGCUGGCAGAAGGUGAUUUCCAGUUGUGUAUGUCUCGCAGCAUUCGAAGGGACUGUGCAUUCUUAAACAAUCACAGUUCUGAACCAGAUUUCAUUUCUAUUGUCCUUUUUUGUGCCAAACCCCAAAGUGCAUUGGGCUUGAAUCUCUGAACGCUGCGGACCCAUUAGAAGACUGUUUUGAUUGUCACAAAUUGUAGUGCCUGAAACAUUCUUAAGCUGAUUGUCUUAAAAAAAACAAACAAAAAAGAAAGUUCUCCAAAGACAAAACAGGAACAAUUCUUAUAACAGAAAACAAUUUUGGUCAAAAUGUCUGUGGUUCCUUGGAAAUGCUGCGCUCUUUGUAUUUUCCAUCUUUAGUGCAGUUUGAAUGAAUGUGUAGACUUCAGAGGUCUUCGUGUUCGCAUUUAAAAUUAGGUAAAUGACCUCAUCUUUCAAGCUUGAAUUCAUUUUUGAUUUUAAUUUUAUUUUAUACAAUGUGUAGACAGUUCCCUGUUCUCUGCAUUUAGAAGUAUAAACAAUAUAAAUCUGUUAAUUCUGUAAGUAAUUUUUAUAAUUAUGAUGUAACUCUAUCCUAUCCUUAAAACAUUUAAAAUAAACCCUUUAUGUGCAACUUUUGACUGUAAA